GAGACUUACUAUAUCUAAAUGCAUGAACAGCUUUUCUGUCUUUGUACGCGACCUGUUCAACAUUGUAACGUUCUAAAGCGUGAAGGAAAUGACGGCCAAAAUAAGUGACAUGGCGAGAUGAUGCUGAACACACACACGUCAUCAUAGUGUGUGCCAAACGCGAUACAUCCCGAACAAGGGUCACGUUCCGACUCCGCGGCGCUGAACACAUACACGUCAUCACAGUGUGUGCCAAACUUGAUUCAUCCUGAACAAGGGUCACGUUCCGACUCCGCGGCGCUGAAGACAUACACGUCACCAUAGUGUGUGCCAAACGUGAUACCUCCCGAACAAGGGCCACGUUCCGACUCCGCGGCGCUGAACACACACACGUCAUCAUAGUGUGUGGCAAAAGUGAUACCUCCCGAACAAGGGCCACGUUCCGACUCCGCGGCGCUGAACACAUACACGCCAUCAUAGUGUGUGCCAAACGUGAUACCUCCCGAACAAGGGCCACGUUCCGACUCAAGAGCUGAACACAUACACGUCACCAUAGUGUGUGCCAAACGUGAUACAUCCCGAACAAGAGCCACGUUCCGACUCCGCAGCGCUGAACCUUCCGAUGUGUUCAAUGUAAGGAUCUGCCUCGAUGUGUCAUCGCUUCGAGGACAAAUACGUCAGAAACAGAUGCUUGUUUAUAUGAGAUGAGGGAUUUGAACCAUUAACGUCGGUGUCAGCCAUGGAAACGUUGGAUGAAGCAACUGAAGACGUUGACGUGAGCGAUGGUUCUGUUGGAACGGGUGAAGUCAGAAGUAGGCCAGCUGGCGAUAAUAAAACCGGAGAUAACAGAAGUGAGAAGGGUGAUGACGACAACGCAGGUACAAGGGAACAAGGUGAUGACGCAGCAGAAAACAUGACUACUGGGGAUGAUGAAGACGGCGUCAUUGACCUCGCCCUCCAACCUGUGCUUCGCGACACCGUACACGCUGCAAUGGACGAUGACGUGUGUGAGCCGAGUCUACGUGACGUUGCUGUUCUCACUGUAAGCGACGUCACUGUCAUCGUCUUCACGGAUGCCAACAACUUCAGUAUCAAAUCUGUUUAUGAAGAAGAAGAUGAAGUGUGUACAAGUUAUCUCGAGUUUGGUCACUUCCCAUUACGACUAGCAAAGUUAGAGACCAACGUGGUGGCUGCCACUCUACCUUGGAUUAAACAAAUCGUUAUCGUCGAGGCUAUGCCUAGGUUGAAUCUACUCCUGACUAUCCCUGCAGGCAAGGAGUACUGGAGUAUAGCCCCUCUGACUCCGUCAACAUUUGCAGUCGGAUGUCGAUCUCUCUCUUGUGUUGAUGUACUUGACGUGGGAGGGAAUGUUCUCGCAUCCUAUACAAAGUUACCAACGCUACAGAAGUCUAUACAAGUACCCUUCUACCUGUGUAGAACACACGAUGGCAAUAUUCUCGUCUCAGACCUGGGGUCAAAGUCUCUCCUCUGUGUGUCUGCAGCGGGAGAUGGUGUAUUUCACUACACUCCAACUAAAGCCAGAGAACUGAUCUGCUCCUCCAGCGUGACGACAACGCGCUCAGAGGACAUCCUCAUCGCCGACAGCGGCAGGGAGACUGUGGUGCAGCUGUCACAUUCCGGCGUCUUCGUUAAAGACAUCCUGACGUCACAGAAUGGUAUUGGGCGAGUGGUUGGACUUUUUGUGCAUGGCGGUCACCUAUAUGUUGCCAUGGAAACAUACAUCCAGGUCUUCAAAUUUGGAUGAACAUUACGCAUAUAUCAGUUCAUCGUGUUCUCGACGGACAACCAGAUAGUAUUUAAACGUUAUGAAAAUGUGGGUUUUUUUCAUAAAGGAACAGAAUGUUUUUCGCCGAUGCGUAUUUUUCGAAAAAAAUGUCCCUAUAGUGCCAUUAUUAACACCAAGUGUCAAACACUUCGGCCAACACACUCAUGUGUGGGGGCGGUGCGGUAGCCCAGAGGUUAAAGCGUUCGCCCGUCACGCCGAAGACACGGGUUCGAUACCCCACAUGGGUACAAUGCGUGAAGCCCAUUUUUCUGGUGUUCCCCGUUGUGAUAUUGCUGGACUAUUGCGUCGUAAAACCAUACUCACUCAUGGAUGAAGGAAUGCCCGGCGCACCAAGAAGGACAAAGGGUCCGACGUUUUGAGAGCUAAUAUUUCAGUAUAUUUUUUCCCGAUUUUCUUUCUUUUUAAACUUUUUAUUUGUUUUAUUUUUGUUUUACAGUAACGCAAAUUACACAUAUAGUAAAAACACUUUAAGAGAAGAGUAAAUGACAGCUUGACCAGUACCUGUUGAAAUAUCCUAUAUAAUAAUUUACAUUUGCAAAGUAUUUUGUUAGUAAUUAGCAUUGAGUAAACUCAAAUUGGAUAUUUGUGUUCAGUUCUUUUGUCAAAUAGGAGUUUUUUAGAUUAUGGUUAUGCUGUUUAUGAGCUUAUUGUUUUUUAAGGUAUACCCGAAUAAAACGUUUUCUUUUGACAUAUGAA
Molecule: messenger RNA, 2482 nt
Organism: Haliotis rufescens (red abalone)
Lineage: Eukaryota; Metazoa; Mollusca; Gastropoda; Lepetellida; Haliotidae
Exons: 2
Coding region: 719-1744 (341 amino acids)
Source: RefSeq, a predicted model, not a curated record